Messenger RNA from Jaculus jaculus (lesser Egyptian jerboa), 1479 nucleotides. RefSeq names its product transmembrane protein 45A (gene Tmem45a). The record is from RefSeq and is a predicted model, not a curated record. The coding region runs from base 310 to 1131 and encodes 273 amino acids. The transcript has 6 exons. NCBI's taxonomy places the organism in Eukaryota, Metazoa, Chordata, Mammalia, Rodentia, Dipodidae.
GGACAGCGGUGCUGAGAAACGGCGCAGCCCCCUCCCGGGCCGACGUCAGCGGGGCACGUCCCCCACGUCGUCUCCUGCUAGUCACUGAUUUUUCAGCUGCUUAUUUUCCCCAAGAAGCAGCCGGCAGCUCAAGCUUCAAACUUUUCCUCUCCCUAAUGAGACACGGGACCACAUCCCACCCACCACUUAUUUCAGUUUUCAUGGGGCUCUGGGAUCAAAAGAACAGAGACAGCAACAGGAGCCCAGCCUCUGUCUGAUCUUAACCGGAAAACUGAGAAACAGCGUUGAGAAAGCAGACCAAACUGGGCAAUGGGGAGUUUCAGAGGUCAUGCCCUUCCUGGAACCUUCUUCAUUCUCAUGGGUCUCUGGUGGUGUUCAAAGAGUAUUCUGAAGUAUAUCUGCAAGAAGCAAAAGCGGAGCUGCUACCUUAGUUCCAAAGCAUUAUUCCAGCGAGCAGAAAUUUGGGAAGGAAUUAUUAUUAUCUCUAUGGCUCUAACUGGCAUGGCUGGGGAACAGUUUAUUUCUGGAGGACCCUACCUGAAUUUAUAUAAAGAAGGCCAAUGGAAUCAACUCCUGGGCUGGCAUCACACCACCAUGUAUUUUUUCUUUGGGCUCUUGGGUGUUGCCAACAUCUUAUGUUUCACCACCAGUUCAUUUCCAGUCUCCUUAACGAAGUUAAUGUUAUCAAAUGCCUUGUUUGUGGAGUCUUUUAUCUUCUUCAACCAUACUCAUGGCAGGGAAAUGCUGGACAUCUUUGUGCACCAGCUGCUGGUCUUUGUCACCCUUUUGUCAGGCGUGGUUGCCUUCAUGGAGUUCCUCACAAAGAGCAAUGUACUUCUGGAACUGUUGCGCGCAAGCCUCAUCUUACUACAGGGAAGCUGGUUAUGGCAGAUUGGUUUUGUCCUGUAUCCUCCCAAUGGAAGUCCUGCAUGGGAUCAAACAGAUCAUGGGAAUAAAAUGUUUCUUACCAUAUGUUUUUGUUGGCAUUAUGCAUCCUCCUAUGUCAUCAUUGGAGCAAAUUAUGCUUUUAUCAACUGGUUAGUUAAAUCUAGACUUAGGAGGCUCUGCCCCUCAGAAGUUGGGCUCCUGAAAAAUGCUGAAAAAGAACAAGAAUCAGAAGAAGAGGUGUGAUUUGGACGGGCAUCCAGGAUCUAGAUAAAGCUUUUUUUUCUUUGCAUUGUCUUAUGUUCAAAGUUUUGUUUUCUUGACCUCUUGUUUGGAGAAUAACUGGCUGAGAUAAAUAUACUGUUUGUUUUCCAUAUUAAAAUAUUAGAAGUUAAAUGUCUUAGUUUUAGCUUUGAAAAUACUUAUAAAUUCAUUUUGCCCAUCAUGGUCACCAUGGUGAUCAGAGGUGAGAAUGACUUUUCCAGUCAUGUUUGAUGUCCAUACUCUAGAAAUCAUUUGUUUUAUUUGUCUUGUGGAUAUAUUCAAGAUUCAUGGCCUUGUUCUCACUUCAAAUUCAUUAAACAUAGAAUUAUA